AUGGGUCAGUCCUCCUUCCCCACAACCUCUCAAGGAAAUGCUCAUGAUUCAGCCUCCAGCUUUGACAAGUUUUUUAAGAAGUUCCAGAUAGAAAGCAAAAUCCUCUCUCAGGAAACCAUCAAUUUGAUUCAAUCACACCUGGAGAAGGGGGACUUUCAGAGGACAGUUUCUGCAAUCAGUGAUGCACUGAGAGACAUCGAGGAUGCCCCACUGAGCAUUGUGGUGAUGGGGGAGACUGGGGCUGGGAAGUCCAGUUUCAUCAAUGCCCUGUGGGGGAUCAGGCACGAGGAGAAAGAGGCAGACCCCACGGGGCCAGUGGAGACAACCAUGGAGAGAACUCCAUACAAACACCUGAACGUUCCCAAUGUGACAAUAUGGGACAUGUCUGGCAUUGGGUCCACUACCUUUCAGCCACAGAAGUAUCUGAAGAAAAUGAAGUUUGGUGAGUACGACUUCUUCCUCAUCACUUCUGCUACACACUUCAAAGAAAAUGAUGUGCAAUUGGCCACAGCAAUUUAAAAAAUGGGGGAAAAUUUCUACUUUCUUCAAACUGAAGUGGACAAUGAUUUAUACAAUCUAAAAAAGAGUAAACCCAAGGCAUUUAAUAAGAACAAAGUUCUGCAAGAGCUCCACAAUGACUGUCUGACUCAGCUGCAGAAGGCCAAGGUGAAGGACCCUCAGGUCUUCCUAGUCUCCAGCAUGGAUGUGUCUGAGUGUGAUUUCCCAGACCUGGAGACCACCCUCCUGAGGGAGCUCCCAGCCCACAAGCACCACAUGUUCAUGCAAUCCCUGCCCAGUGUUACAGAGGCUGCCAUUGACCAGAAGAGGGAUUCUCUGAAGCAUGUCUGGCAGGAGGCCCUGAAGGCUGGAGCAUAAGCCACCAUCCCUUUAGUGGGCUUCAUCAGUGAUAAGGAUGUGGAGAACCUCGAGGAGACCUUAAUGCUCUAUAGGUCUUACUUUGGGUUGGAUGAUGCAUCCCUGGAAAUCAUGGCAGAGGAUUUGCAUGUGUCUGUGGAGAAACUCAAGGCAAACAUUAUGUCUCCCCAUUUGCUGUCUGUUGGGAAGGAUGAUGAGACUUUAGGGGGAAAACCAUUGAAAUGUAUUGAGAAACUUUGCUCAGUCACUGGGGGACCCAUUGCCACUGGCCUUUACUUUAGAAAGAACUUCUAUUUACAAAAUCAUUUCCUUGAUACUGUGGCGAGUGACACUAAAGCUCGCCUUAAAAAAGAAGAG
Messenger RNA from Ceratotherium simum simum (southern white rhinoceros), 1233 nucleotides. Its product is annotated as interferon-gamma-inducible GTPase 10-like. Gene Ontology annotation, cellular component: endoplasmic reticulum membrane. Gene Ontology annotation, molecular function: GTPase activity; GTP binding. The record is from RefSeq and is a predicted model, not a curated record. Gene Ontology annotation, biological process: innate immune response; cellular response to interferon-beta; autophagosome assembly. NCBI's taxonomy places the organism in Eukaryota, Metazoa, Chordata, Mammalia, Perissodactyla, Rhinocerotidae.